UGCGCCAGUCUGCGAUCUACCGGCGAGUCAGUCACCUGCUCUGGACUCUUUUGGCCCUCCUAGUCCAGCGAACCCGACGACGCGUCCACCCAGCCUCGAGUAUGCGGGACAAGAGUGAGGAGCCUUGCUGUCUGCCCCUCAAGGAGGAGUUCCAGCGUUCCAAAUUCUCGCUGCAUUACGAUGAUCCUGGUGCCUUCUGCCGCUCCCAGUGGCAGAGGGGGGAUCGCAAUCUGAUCUGGCUUCUAUAUCGAUGGGUCCUGGCGGCAUUCUUUGCAGGCGGAGUCAUUGGCAGCAUGGUGAGCUCCUUUAACGGUGGACGCUGGUUCAUCUAUCUGACGGAUUGGGGCUUCUCGCUGUGCUUCUACUGCUGCACCUAUGGCGCUGUUUUGGCCACGAUUUACUUCAUCAGACCCUCCUAUUUCGCUCCUGGAAGUUGGGCCCUAAAGAUCUAUUGGAUUUCUCACUAUACAACUGUGGUGCUUGCCAUGCUGAUUACCUUGGUUUUCUGGGCUGCUCUCUAUCCUUCAAUGCCUGAAAUGGGAGCUGAGCUGUACAAUUUGUGGGCUCAUGCCUUUAACUCGGUUUGCAUGAUCUUUGACUGCUUCAUGGUGGCCUUUCCAACACGGAUCAUGCAUUUUGUGUAUCCUUUUACAGCUGGCAUCACCUACGGGAUAUUCUCCUUGAUAUACUUUUGGUCCGGCGGAGUUGAUCCGAUGGGCAAUCGAUUCAUCUACUUCAUCUUGGACUGGGAGCGACCCGGUCUGGCCAUUGGAACUGUUUGUGGAUGUGUGGUGUUGGUUAGCUUCUUUUGUGUGCUGGUAUUUGGUUUCUAUAGAUUACGUAUCUCAAUGCAAGAAUGUUGCUGUAGAAAACCUGAGGAAAUCCCAGCCACGACAGCUCCUCCUCCUAUUGAGCCAAGGCAUGUUGCUUGAAAAUUCUAAAAAAAUUCUUCUAAAAGAGUUUUAGAAAAGCAGUAGAAGGAGUAUUUGAUUUCUUUGAGGAAUCCUAAAGAUAGUCCUGCCGCUGGUUCAUUAAGUAUCUUAUCUUUUACAUUCUCAGCUAGAGAAGGUAUUAGCCUAAAAUGGUAAAAAAGCCUGAUCAAAAAUAUUUAUUAGAAAUAUCAACCAAUAAACCAUAUUCCAUAACAA
Messenger RNA from Drosophila serrata, 1148 nucleotides. RefSeq names its product protein rolling stone. The record is from RefSeq and is a predicted model, not a curated record. Gene Ontology annotation, cellular component: membrane. Lineage: Eukaryota; Metazoa; Arthropoda; Insecta; Diptera; Drosophilidae.